This is a messenger RNA of Ceratina calcarata, 1653 nucleotides long. Its product is annotated as protein FAM166B-like. The record is from RefSeq and is a predicted model, not a curated record. The transcript is spliced from 5 exons. NCBI's taxonomy places the organism in Eukaryota, Metazoa, Arthropoda, Insecta, Hymenoptera, Apidae. The coding region runs from base 722 to 1468 and encodes 248 amino acids.
AGCGGAUAUGUAUUCAUUCUUCUUCUCUCUUCUUUCGAUGGACGUAACGAAAGCAAACGCACUAAGUAACGGUAUAGUGUUUGCUAAAACGGAAUCAGAAUGUGCUAAUUUACCUUCAUAGGUAUUAGUAUUAACGCUUGGCAGAGACCUAGAUCUUGAAGCACAGUACGUGUAGAUAUGGUUUUGAAACAAACAUUUUGCAGAGAUCGGGUUUUAGAACGCUGCUGCAUUAUUAAUACGAAACUGUCCUGGUUUUGAAACGCGAUCGCAGUUGGGACUCCUUUUAAACAAGAUUUCUAGAUCUGUGUUGAGCGAAACAUAAAUAUGCUUGGAAUCGCUUGAAAGAGAGAAGAAAACGCGCGAGGCGCAAGAAGCGGAACACAGGAGCGGCACUUUUAACAGGACGUCCGACACGCGUCUCUAGUCGCGUAACACAUCCUCUAACGUGAUCACAUAUGUAUGUACUACAUAUAUAUGUAUGUGGUUUUACAUACCGCGCAUCGGACGCGUAAAUAUAUAUGUACGUACAAUACGUAUCUAGAUAUCGUUCGUCUGUUGUGACCAAAUAGACGAGUCGGCCGACUUUCGUGUCGCGCUCUUAUUCCCGUUCGAAAGAUCGAAUGCAAAGGGACCUCGAUUUGUGAGAAAAAAUUCGAUUGGAGGACAACGAUGGAAGUGAUAUCAACGUGCGAAGUGUUACACUAAAAAACUCGAUCAGAAAAUGGUCUUCGAUUCCGUGUCCGAAGAGCAGAAGAAACAAUUCUUUAGACAGAGUUAUGCCGCUCAUUUACCUGGUUAUACCGGACACUGUCCUACCCUUAAGUUUCGAGUUGGGAAACGAUUCGGAGCGUGUACCGAAGAGAUUAUGAAGGAAUUACUUGAAAAGAAAAUCCUCAAGACAGGACCUUACAGACCCAACUCCGGGAGGAACACACGCGAGGACUCUACGAUUUCCUAUGAAAAUGAUCCUAAGCCGGAUUGGAGGAACGAAACGCAUUACAUCAAGACACCGCCAUAUAUCUUAGGAUACACUGGAUAUAUUCCUGGAUUUAACAGCACGUAUGGUUUAUCUUUUAUGAGAGCUGUGGAAGAGGGUGCCAAGCAGUGGCGUGGAAAUCAAAAUAAAUUAAGGGCUCGUAGAGACGCCUUACGAACUCAGAUCGAAAAAACUUCUUACCCCACAGUGAGACCUGACAACAUAACUCUUCAAAUCGAGCAUGAUAAAAAACGACCGACCACUUUCCAUUAUGAAAUCACUCCCGAGAGACCACCGAUCGUGGGGUACACGGGUCAUAUUCCAGGCGCAAAGGGAGAGAGCGCACUUUCAAAAAGAUACGCUCAAUCCGUGAUCAAGGGAUUGAAGUCAGUGCGAAAGGAACGCGAGCAAAGACAUAGCAGAUUAAAAGAUGCCGACGCAGUGCAGAGGGUUUUAGACGUGGCUCAUCUCGACGAGCUUGCUCGUGCAUAAUUUCCGAAACUCUAUUUUUUUAAAUCCUUAUGUCUAACGAGAUAACGCGUCGAUAAAAUGACGACAAUCUAUUUAAACGAGCGCGUUACCUAACUUAAAUAAUAUUUAUUUUUUCUCUUAAUUUACUUUUAGUUUUGCACUGUUCACGCGGUGAUUUCAAAUAAAAUUUUCUUUCUUCUUUUCCA